AUGUUCAGACUAGUAACUUUAUUCUGUGUUGUUGCUCUAGUAGCACAUUUUGCAUCAGCAGUAGAGCCAACAGGAGAGCUAGCAAGAUUAGGCAAAGCUUUACAUGUCGCAUGUAGCACUAAAGCUAGUAUUUCUGAAGAAGAAAUUGGAAAGCUGAAGGCAGGAGUAUUCACCGGUGAUGAUAAAUCCAAGAUUAAAGACGAUGGGGAUUUGGAUUAUGAAAUAAUUGAAAAGCUAGCUCCAGAAGCAAUCAAAGCUACGGCACGAGGAGUCCUCAAGGGAUGCUUUGACAAGCAAAAGGGUAAGCUUUAUAGUAAUUGUAUUUAUAUUAGUAGUAAAGGCUAUCUCAUUCCUGGCUACUACAACUUCAUCAGUGACAGCUGCUAA
This is a messenger RNA of Diabrotica balteata, 387 nucleotides long. The record is from the annotation of a GenBank genome assembly. NCBI's taxonomy places the organism in Eukaryota, Metazoa, Arthropoda, Insecta, Coleoptera, Chrysomelidae.